ACAUGAGACAGGAGCUGGUUUUCUUCACUGUUUUCAUCGUUUUAACGGGAGCAGCCAUCUCUCCGCCUGCAGACACACAAGACCAUGAGUACACGUCUCUCAGGUCGAUGCUGGACGACUUCGACGUGCUGCCUCUCUCCAGCCUGCAGACUCACUCCGUCCGCCGCCGCCGUGACGUCCAGACUCAGACUCACGUAGAGAAACUGCUCAGCUUCGACGCCCUGCACAGGCACUUCAGACUUUACCUGAGGACCAACGACGAGCUGUUCACUGAGGACUUCAGGGCCGUGGUCGUAGACGAGGACGGCCGAGAGCAGAGCUACCCGGUCAACAGACACAACUACUUCACAGGACACGUGAUCGGGGAGGAAAAUUCUCGUGUUCACGCUCACAUAGACGACCACGAGUUCUCAGCUCACAUCCUGACGGACGAGACAGAGUACAACAUCGAGCCUCUGUGGAGGUUCUCGUCGGCGCCCCCUGAUGGUCGUCUGCUGAUCUACCGCUCAGAGGACAUCAGGAACCUCAGCCGGCUGCACCAGCCAUCCGUCUGCGGCUACGUGGCCUCUGACCCCAGCCUCCUCCUCCCUGAAAGCGUCAGAGUGGCCAUGUCGGAGGACCGAGAGGAAGAAGAGUCUCUGAUGAGAGGGAAGCGUCAGGUGCACGACCACAAGAAGAACACUUGUCCUCUGCUGCUGGUAGCCGACCAUCGUUUCUUCAAACACAUGGGCCGUGAGGAGGAGAGCACCACCCUCAACUACCUGAUUGAACUGAUCGACCGCGUGGACGACAUCUACAGAAACACGUCCUGGGAUGAUGAGUUCUCUGGUUAUGGCGUCCAGAUCCAGCAGAUCAUCAUAGAGAAGACUCCGACCCCCGUCGCUCUGGGAAAAAGUCACUUUAACAUGCAAGGAAGUCCAGCGGAGGGCAGAGACGUCUGGGACGUCAAGAAACUUCUGGAGCAAUUCAGUGUGGACAUCGCAGAGAAAGCCUCCAACGUGUGCCUGGCUCACCUCUUCACCUAUCAGGACUUCGAUGAAGGCACUCUGGGUCUGGCCUACGUCGCUCCGUCCAAACCGGACAUCCCUGGAGGUCUCUGCUCCAAAGGGUGUCCUUCAUCUUCAAACGAACAACGAAUGAUCUACCUCAACACGGGGCUGACCAGCACUAAGAACUAUGGGAAGACCAUCUUGACUAAGGAAGCAGACCUGGUGACGACUCACGAGCUCGGCCAUAACUUCGGGGCAGAACACGACCCCGACAACAUCCCGUACUGCGCCCCCCGAGAGGACCAAGGAGGCAAAUACGUCAUGUACCCCAUCGCUGUGAGCGGGGACCACGUCAACAACAAGCUGUUCUCUAACUGCAGCAAGCGCUCCAUAGUGAAGCGUCUGAGGUCGAAGGCGGCGUCCUGCUUCAAGGAGAGGAACACCAACGUGUGUGGGAACUCGCGGGUGGAGCUCGGGGAGGAGUGUGACCCGGGACUGCUGCACAUCAACUCGGACCUCUGCUGCACCGCCGAAUGCAGGCUGAGACCCGGAGCUCAGUGCAGUGACAGAAACAGCGCGUGCUGUAAAAAGUGCCGGUUCGAGUCUGAAGGCGAAGUCUGCCAGGAGCCCAUCGACGCCACCUGUAAAGGACACUCCUACUGCACAGGAAACAGCAGCGAGUGUCCGUCGCCGGAGAACGCUCCAGAUAAAACGGUGUGCUUGGACAGCGGAGAGUGUCUGAACGGAGAGUGUAUUCCUUUCUGCCAGGCCGUCUUAAAGCUGCAGCCCUGCGCCUGCAAUGAAACAAACUCGUCCUGUAAAGUCUGCUGUCGGAGCAGCAGCGGCGUCUGCGCUCCCUACCAGGAUGAGACGGGCCACUUCCUGUUCCUGCGUAAAGGAAAACCCUGCACUGUGGGCUUCUGUGAUGGAGCGGGGAAGUGCAUGAAGCAGGUGCAGGACGUGGUGGAGCGUUUGUGGGAUUUCAUCGACAAGCUGGACAUCAACACGUUCGGGAAGUUUCUGGCUGAUAACAUCGUGGGUUCAGUGGUGGCGUUCUCGCUGCUGUUCUGGGUUCCUUUCGGCAUCCUGGUUCACUGUGUGGACAAGAAGCUGGAUAAACAAUACGAACAGACCACCAAGUCUCUCUUCUUCCCCAGCAAUGCCGAGCUCCUGAGCAGCCUGGAGUCUGCAUCUGUUCGGAUCUUCAAACCUCCUCACUUCUCCACCACCUCCGCCGCUCUUCGCUUCCAGCCAUCCGGCCCCCAACAGACCAGCACGCCUCCGGUCUCCGGCCCCGGCCCCGACUCCGCCCCUGUCCCCGCCCCCACUAACGGCCACGCCCCUCUAGACAGCCCCCGCAUGGCCACCAUCGAGGAGGACCCCAGCUUCGACUCGCACCUGGACGAGGAGGCGCUGGAGGAGGCGUUCAGCCGGCCGGGCGGCUCGGCUCCGCGCUCCUUCGAGGACCUGACGGACAACAGCGUGACGGGACGCAGCGAGAAGGCGAUGUUGUUCAGACUGAAGAGGCAGCAUCAGAUCGACACCAAGGAGACGCAGUGCUGAGGGGACGAUCCGGGACCAGGACCAGGAGUCUCAGAUCCUCCAGUUCUGGUGGAGAACGACUGUAUGUCUGCAGAGAACUAAGAG
Messenger RNA from Thunnus maccoyii (southern bluefin tuna), 2636 nucleotides. RefSeq names its product ADAM metallopeptidase domain 17b (gene adam17b). The transcript has 18 exons. Gene Ontology annotation, molecular function: metalloendopeptidase activity. The coding region runs from base 3 to 2552 and encodes 849 amino acids. Gene Ontology annotation, biological process: membrane protein ectodomain proteolysis; Notch signaling pathway. Lineage: Eukaryota; Metazoa; Chordata; Actinopteri; Scombriformes; Scombridae. The record is from RefSeq and is a predicted model, not a curated record. Gene Ontology annotation, cellular component: plasma membrane.